This is a messenger RNA of Lachancea mirantina, 2256 nucleotides long. The record is from the annotation of a GenBank genome assembly. Lineage: Eukaryota; Fungi; Ascomycota; Saccharomycetes; Saccharomycetales; Saccharomycetaceae.
AUGGCUUCCACGGAAGACCAGUGGUUCAACCCUUCUGACAUGUUAAACCUGGGAAGCUCCGAUCGUAAUUCGCCGGCAUUUGACCAGUUUGAAGGAACGCAAAAGACCGAAUUCAACAGCGCAUCAUCCAUUGCUAACGACAAUGUAUUUAACAGCUUUUUGACAACGAACUACCAAGACGUCGACGAAUUUCUCACCCAGGAAUUAAAGGAUCUCGACAUUCCAAUGAUGCCUGAACGUCCGGCCAGCAUUGACGGUGACGUAAACUACGAUGCUGUCUGGGAUCAAGGGUUCGAGAGCGUCGCAACACCGCGCAAAUCUCACAAGCGUGGCCCAAGCGGUACCGCCAUUUUUGGCUUCACGAGUCACAACAGAGAACUGAGCAUAACUAAAACUGCGUACCCCGAGGAAAAUGGUAUUUUAUUGGAGAAAUAUGCUCGAGACGAUGCCCUCGAAACAGCUGCUGAGCACGGUGGUUGUCCACCAAAGCUUCCUGAUAAUUCUACCCGAAACUUUAACACAGCUAUACUAAAGCAGCAGGAGGAGCUCCGUGUUGCACUGGAAAAGCAACAAGAAAUGAAUAAAAAACUUGAAGAACGAUUGCGUCAGAGCCAAUUCCAUCAACAGCAGCUUCAGCUGGCUCUGCAGGAACAAAAGAUAGCCUCUCACCAGUACCCUUCUGCACCAUCUUCGCAGGUUCGAGGGAAUGACCCUUCGCUCCAAAGGCCAGCGAGUAAAGAUGACCCACUGAUCGUAACGAACAAUGCAAAUGGCGCUUAUAAGUUUCCACCACCACCUAAUACAAUCAAAUUUGGAAAUGGAACUAUGUCACCAAUGUCGAGAACUUCCAUAAAUGGAUCGCCAGUGAGGAGAAAUGAUAGGGCCAAAAGGCACGGGGUGAGUCCAGAUUUGAAAGUUCCUCAAUUAAACCUAUCUAGCCAUGUGCCAAGUCCCGAUUCUUCGAUAAGAGGAUCCUCCAAUGGAGAAAAUCGCAUUUCUUUCGCGACCAUACAGAAGAUGUCUAAAUAUUUUGAGAGCUUGAAUAAUGAGCACCAACAAGCGCAUGGAAGCGCUUCUGAAGAAACGAGCAGGGUCGAAAAUGCCCCCAUUACACCUCAAAAUCGAGUACAGGGGUUCUAUUCUUCCCGCUCCCCAUCCCCUCGGGGAGUAAAACAUAUGACAAAAGACUCUAUAUCUUCAAGCGCUUCAACAAUACCUCAACUUCAUGACGACGAAGAGCAUGACCAUGAGCCAAAUUGUUUGCCUAGGUCUACUACAGGUCUUGGAAUUCGUUAUAAGGACGGAAAAACAGGUGAGAAGUUUUCUAUUCACAAUGCUCCGUACCUCGCAGAUCUUCCAACAAUUCCAGGGUCUACAGACAAUACACCUCAUGGUCAAAGGAUUAUGAUAGAGGGAGCCUCAGGAGGACUUCCUCAGAAACACAUGUUUCAGCACACCCCCAUCAAAAAGAAUAAUAUCAACCAUUAUGCACUUAGUGCCUGCGCCAGCCAACAUACGGACAUUUUAGACUCUCUGAAAGAGGAUCUCAGGCCACCAGGCUCUGUUAAUCCAAGUCAAGACUUCGAACCGGAGAGCGAAUUUGUUCAGGCUCAAACUCCAUCUCCGAUUUUAAAAUCCCAAUGCGUUUUUGAAGGUGAGACGCCCGUUCUCGAGCCUACAUAUCUCAGCCCUAUGAAGAUUACGCGAAAGCCUACUACGCUACCUCCUGGAGAGAUUGAUCGAUAUGUUAAAGAACUUCCGGACAGAACUUUUGCUUGUCUCUAUCCACAUUGCGGCAAACAUUUCAGGCGACGUUACAACAUAAGGUCUCAUAUUCAAACGCACUUGGAGGACAGACCAUAUAUGUGCGAUUUUGAAGGUUGCAACAAGGCAUUCGUUCGGAAUCACGAUUUGAUAAGGCAUAAAAAGACUCACGCCGAAAAAUGCUUUGUAUGUCCGUGCGGUAAGAAAUUUGUAAGAGAAGACGCACUUCUCGUGCACAGAUCACGAAUGAUAUGUGUUGGUGGAAAAAGGUUCGAAAACGUCGUCAUCAAGAAAUCUCCUCGAAAACGUGGCAGGCCGCGCAAAGAUGGACUAAUUAGCGUCAACAGCAGUCCUGUCAAAGAAACUGUUGAACGCGACAACACCGGAAUGGUAGCUUUGAGAAUGGAAGAGCAGCUCAGGCGAGAACUGAUGGAUCACGGACUUUUAGAUCUUUCGCAUUCGUCAGACGCAGAGUCUAUGACUCCAGCCUAG